CACAUUCGCGCGCGCACACACUCUUUCAUACACACAAGCGAUGGUGAAAACAUAGACGCUUCCAAGCAGCUUAAUGCAAGAUUCUCUCCCUCCAUCUUUCUCUCUCUCUGUGCGAUGCGUAUGCAGUCGGCUGCAGCAGCAGCAAGAGAGCAAGCGACCGUGCCGAGCGGAGGGGGAGGCAUCGGGUGUUGAGGCGUUUGAUGGCCCGCCCGCCAGUCUCGACAAAGCUCGGCGCCUGAGCAAGCGAGAGACACACACACGUGCAAAGCUCCUCCGAUCGACAGAAGAGAAAGAGAUAGAGGGCGAGAGUACACCCGCCCGUGCCAUCUUCCUUCAAGCUGGGUGAUCUCUCCUUCACUCCGCGUUCAUUCCUCCCCCAAACCCCGUGUCUCCACCGUUAGCGGCUCCUCUUCACCUUCUCGGUACUUCUCCUCCUCAGUGCAGGACGAACGAAAAAAAUAACAAACAAACAAAAAAUACUGGACAAAGAGGCUAGCCGUGCCUCCGCGAUCUUUGGAUUAAAGGGCAGGUCAAAGAAGCGCGCUCGCUGCCUGUGUCCACACUGACCGUCAAUUGUUUACUCUGGAGUUGUGGCUGGGUGAAGCCGCAGCCACGGCGAGGCCUCCAGCAUCCGGGCAUCUCAGAGGCCGGGACUGAGGCAGGGACUCUAGGUCAGGGUGACACGGGUAUGGCCACAGACAUCAAGGGCAACAUGGUGCAGACCGAUACAGCAGCCAACAACUCCACCACAUCCACCACUUCCGGCACCACGGCCCCUUCCAUCCUCACUAUCAGGAUGAUCAUGCAGGGCAAGGAAGUGGGCAGCAUCAUCGGAAAGAAAGGUGAUAAUAUCAAGAAAUUCAGAGAAGAGAGUGGAGCCAAAAUCAACAUAUCAGAUGGUUCUUGUCCCGAGCGAAUUGUCACAGUCACUGGUUCCAUAGAAACCAUCUUCAAGGCCUUCACGCUCAUAUCAAAGAAAUUCGAAGAGGAUCUUCAGAACAUCCCCACAGUCCCCAAGCCCCCGGUGACACUGCGCUUGGUCAUGCCGGCCAGUCAGUGUGGCUCGCUCAUCGGCAAGCAAGGCUGCAAGAUCAAAGAGAUCAGGGAGUCGACGGGUGCGUCCAUCCAGGUGGCCAGUGAAAUGCUGCCCAACUCCACAGAACGCGCUGUCACAGUCUCGGGAACAGCAGACGCCAUCACGCAGUGCAUCAAGUACAUCUGUGGCAUCAUGCAGGAGUCCCCUCCCAAGGGAGCCAACCUCCCGUACCGUCCAAAACCUGUAGUUUCUCCAGUCUUCAUUUCCGGCGGGCAAGCCUACAACAUCCAGACCCAAAUGACCAUGCCAAGUCAAGAUCCCCUGAAGACUCUCCAACCACACAUGACGAUGGCACCUCACCCCAUGCCUAUCAUUCCAACAGCCCAGACAAUCCUACCUGGAGGCUAUGUUCCUGUCAAUGGUAUGACUCGCGUCCUGUACCCGCGGCAUGCCACCCCUUUGAUCACACCUGGCAUGGCUCACAUCCAGUACCAAAGACACACAAACCCUACAGCAGCUCCAGCGCUGCCUGCUGGCCAGGCCACUCAUGAGAUGGCUAUUCCCAAUGACCUCAUUGGCUGCAUCAUUGGGCGAGGUGGUCAGAAAAUUAAUGAGAUUAGGCAAGUGUCAGGUGCAAACAUCAAGAUCUCAAAUGCAGAAGAUGGAUCUGCAGAUCGAAAAGUGACCAUAACAGGCACACCAGACACCAUUGGAUUGGCCCAAUAUCUGAUCAGCACCAGCAUGGAAUUGCAUAAAGCCUUGACCCUUGUUGACCCGACCCUGACCCCACCAGUUACAUCCACACCUCUGACCUCUGUCCACCCCACUCACCAUCACCAUCCGCACCACCAACAGCAACACCAUCACACUUCUCUGGCCAUACCCCUGCAGUCGCUGGCGAUGAAACCUGGUGGCACACCAAUGCCCUACAUAAGCUAUAGCCUGGUGGAUCCUACUUCGUCAGUUGCUGCUGCUGCUGCAGGCGCCAUGGCUGUGGACCGCAAGGCGUUGACCACCAAGCUGCGGGUCGGGGUAACAGCCAGUGCACUGAAGGCAGCCGAGCGGCCCAAAUUUGCGCCGUACUAAAUUUACUGCUUACUAUGUACAUGUUGGUAUAUUACAAGGUUGUGAGGAGGAGCUAUUUAGCAAAGCAGGCUGGAUGAGAGGGAACUGUAAAAUUUCACAGGGUGGUCAACUCGCUUCAGACAGCUCUUGCAGUAAACCUGUGAAAUUAUCGGAGACAGAGAGUUACACAGAAAUGGUGAUGGCAUUCUGGCAUUCUGCUUUCUUUGGUAGUGGGUAGCAAGUAGCAGUGCAAGAGAAGCAUACUAUAUUGAUGAGAGACUGAAGAGUAGCUUAGCACUCUUAGAAUCUUCUACUCCAGCCUGCUUUGCCAUCAUACCUUUGCUAACGAAUUGGUCUUAGUAAGAUGUGGAAGACAGUUCCCCUCCUACUUUAUCUUUAAGUCAUAGAGAGGAGAUUAAGAAUGAGUAGAUAAUGGCCUUUGAAGACUAAUCCAUGAUGCUUUAUUAUAUCAGCUUUGGGUUUUUUUGAUGAUAAACAGAAAAGAGUGGAUUGCACCCAGUUGAAAUCAGCCCUACUAUGACAUUCUCUGCCUUCCCCAUUUUAUCAUUUCCAAUUUUAUCGGUACCAAUGUUAUGUUCCUCUUAACCAUAACAGUCUUUUGUUUGAAUUGUUCUCAAUAUUUACCUCCCCACCCCCCAACAUUGUCUCACCACUCCCAAACCCAUUUCUUUUCCUCGUUUGAUAUGCCAUUCAUUGAUGUUUAAUGAGAUCCAUUUAUUGGAUGAGAAACAGUGUUCACCUUGUAAACAAUACCUCGUUUCUCUUUAAUCAGCACACUCCACAAAAUGCCCUUCAGCCAGUCACAGCCACAUCAUCAUACACCUGCAAUGGCAGCAGUUGGCUGCUACAGUCUUAUGAACUACAGUAUUAACUAAAAUGCACUCAGUCACCACUUUGUUUUCCUGAGAAGUUUGCUCCCAUUUUCUAACCCUACAAAGUAUUUUCCAGAGAGUGAUAAAGUGUGAACGGUCUUACACAGAAUCAUCUAACACUUGAAAUCUUGCCAUUUUUUGAUGUGGAGUGUGUUGAAUGCCCUUGUAAAUUAAAUGUAUUUCUGGUCUAGCUGAAGCUGUAGUGUGCUAGAGGGAAGACAAACUGGUCUGGCCUCUUGGUGUGCAUAUGUGUGUUCCUGUUCUGUCUCUUACACACACAUACACACACACUCUUUUCACAGAUUGUUGCUCUAUCGGUAUUCAUUUCACAUCAGCAGUUAUAAAAUAUGGGAAAUGGUGUGGUUUAGGAAUGAUUCAUUUUUGUGUACUUUUUGCUGUUUAUAUGCUACCUCCAAUCUGUUAUUUCUGCUUUUUAACUGAAAAGUAGAAAAAUGCAUUUCUGAGAGAGUACUUACAUCUAAAUCACAUAUUGCAUGUCAUAAAAGAUGAUUCUUCCAUUUAAAAAAUAUUUUUUAAAAAGAGCUGCAUUCAUGGGUUUUUCAUUUUAAGUAUUCGGAUCCAUAACACACAUUAAAUUGUAUACGAAGUGUGGGGUGGGGUGGGGGGCUAAGCUAGAGGGAGGAGCAUUUCUGGAACUAUGAAAUGAACUAGAGAAGAGUCUGGUGCCGGGACUUGAACUCUGCUAUGCAUUUGUCUACCUUCAGUUGAAAACAGAAAUGAAUGGAUGCUUGCAUGCCCACUUCCGUUUAGGAUUAUGUUUCUACAGUAGACUACAGCAUUCACCUGCACUUUUUUAUUUCUCUCCAUUAUCCUGAAUUUUUUUUUUUUUUUUUUUUUGAAAAUUUGAAUGCUGCUUCUGAUGACAUUGUGCUCUUUUUAUACUGUUCAUUGAGACCAAAUUCUUUAUAACAAAAGUAGCUUAGUUGCUGAUCAAUCCUGUGGUAUCCGUCAGCACGAGAAAAAUGUUUCAGAACUGUAUGGAAUUGACAGUUUCAUUAUAAUAUGAAGAUGGUCUGUUAAACACCUCAAAAAUGAAUUUCCUUUUUAUAAGAUUUUGUUGUUGCAUGUGGCAUUUUUAUAUGCAGAAAUGCAUCAAACAUUCUGUCAUUUAUAGCAAAAGGAGGCAGAUAAAUAUUUUAAAAUUAAAAAAAGGCUCCAUGUGAACAGUUAGAAAAUAAAAGUAGCAUUCAGUGCUUACUACGUGCAUUUACUAUCUGGACUAAUAUCAGUUUUAUCGUGAUUCCAUUACAAAAAUUGUAUGCAUAAAGGAGCUGUUCACAGGCUUAUAGAUACAUGCAAAAACUUCAGUUACCAAAAGUAUGCACAUUCACUUUUUUUAAAAAUUUAUCUGGAGGGAUAGUCAGGUUUCAUGCAAUAACAUUCCAGCAGUGGAGGCUUCCUAUUGUGUACAAGACAGGGUAUGUGCAAACUAACCACCCACAAGGACAAUGUGCAUAGUAAUCUUGAUAUUUGGACUUCACAUUUAUGUGUCUAUGUCUGUCAAAGAAAAGUGUUUUCAUAACUCAUUUGCCUUUUUCAUGUAUGGAUAAUGAGAUUAAUGUAAAGUGGCAGGAUUUUUUUUCAAAGCAUAAUUUAGUGCAUGAACCCUAUUUCAAAGGGCAGUUACACACAGCAAAAAUGUGCUGUAGUCUUUUUUUUUCCAAAGAUGUGAAAAGAUGAGAAAACAAUGGCUGUUCUGUGCUGGUGUUAGCAAAUGUAUUUAUUUCAGGGGUAAAAUAGUAUUUUGGUUUGGUUUAGAAAGCAAAAACUUCGCAUAAUUAGUACAUGCAAUAUUUUAAAAGGUGUUUUGCCCCAUUUUUUUAAAAACUUUAUUGAUAUUUGAAUGUUACCUGUUGUUAUCUAGUAUUAAUCUGCUGCAUAUCCCAGAAUGUGAUUAUGUCUCAAAGCAUGUGUUUUGUGUGUGCACUUGUUUGACAAUAAGUAACCACCAGAAAGCAGUGAAAGACAGCUCAGUUUUCCACUUCCAGUUUGCUGAUUUUGGACACAAUAUUUUGUUAUUCAAUCAUUAUCUUGUGUUCACAUCAUAACAAAAUGUGUAGCAUAUGGGGAUCUCAGGUAAUCUGAAUGGCAAUCGAGGACUCAUUUUCUUUUUUCAUUGGCCAAUUCUAUCCCUAGUGCGAGCUCAUUACCACACCAAUAGAUCCAUUGCACAAAAUUAACAAACAAAACAAAAGCAAUUAGAAAUUCAGGAGGGAAGACUGUGGUAAAAUGUGAUACUGUUUUGAGGGUAAUUUCCCUUUUGUUAGAGAAAAAGUAAAGCAAGAUAUUACAAGCAGACCAGACAUUUUCCCUGGCAAUAGUAAGUAAUAAAACAUUAUUUGUUCUACACUGCAUGCUUGACUGAGAAUGCGUGGGGAAGAAAAUUAUAAUCAAUUUCCCAAAAGUUGUUCAUGGGGUUGUGAUUUUAGCAUUUACAGCAGACUAUUUUCAGUGCAUCCUUCAGUGAUGCUAACAUUGUGACUAAUUGACUGUCCUUGCCAAUAUAUAUUUAUAUAUUUCUUGUACCACUGUUGAUGCAUGGAUGAUUGGUUCAGUAAAGUCACUUCUUCACCACCUCAUUAAUAUCCUACUCCAUGUUUGUCUUUGCUCGCAGACUGCAUCCCUUGUCAUUACCAUUGGCCGAAAACUUGCUGCAUGUGAGCAUGUUGUGCAGCAAACACUUUUUCUAAAGAGGGGGUGGGGUCUUCACAAGUGGUUAUCUUCGUAGCUCUGUUUGUUUACAGCUUUUAUGCUUGGGCAGGAAAAAGAAAAUCACCAAUGUGGCAUAGUAAGCCUGGCUCUUUCAAAGAGCAUUUCAAAAUGUCUACAGGAAUAGUUGAUCACUUAAAAUGGAAAACGAUAUGCUGAUGAUGGAUCAAGAAAAAGAAGCCAGUAAUAAAAUAUAUAUAAGUUUGCGUUAAUAAUGGUAAAUAGAGCUCAUUUGUGUUUGAAUUUCCAAUGACUGGACUGCUGUUGUUGUUAAAGGGAGUGAUCUUCCCUUUCAUCUUUCACUUUGCUGAAAAUGUGAUAGGUCUCCAGGUAUUGUUUUAAUGAUGCUGAUUUUUUGAGUAUUUGUUUAGAAUGAUGCUGUGUUAACUGUGCAAUAGCUCAGAGAGCAACAUACCACAAAGUUUUUGGGAGAACCCGCAAUUUCAUCAGUGGAUUUUGAAGCUUGCCUGUUCUUGCAAAUUAACUUGCAAUCAUUUCUUUGUAUUGUCGAAUCAAGCAUUAUUUUUUAAUCAUCACUAAGCAUUAAUAAACAGUACCAAAUUUCAGAUCUAUUGCUGAAAAUAUUGUUGAUGUAUUUUUUUUAAAUUGGGACUAGUCUUUUGUUUCUUCUUUUCCUGUGGAUGCAAGUAUUGAUGGGAAAGACUGGUUUUAAUCACCGUAGUGUAAAGAUAAAUAUUCUGUACAGGUCACAGCUGCAGUCAUGGUGGAGAUGGGGUAGUUCCUUGAUCAUUUUUUUUAUUGAUUGCUUGACCAUGUUCAAAUUACUUGCAUCCAGUCAUGUUGUGCUCCUGUAAGUGAGCCUAGAAUGGAAAGUCUUGACCCAAUGGCCCUCUUCUACCCUGUCCUGCAACCUCCCAACCCUCAUUAUAUAUUUUUAGGAGCUAUGUGUGCACUAACCAUAAAUACUUUCCAUUUGUCAUUUUUUUUUUAAACUCAUUCUGAAAUGAUCUUAUUCGUUCACUUAGCAUAAAGUAUCAGCCAGUUCUUUGUUUCUGAAAGAUUUAAACUGUAUUCAGUUUGAUGUUCUGACUGCGUGUUCUUAGAAAAUGUCAUUGACCCUUAAGGAAUAAUUGUUAUAAGCUUGAUUAGGAAAGAGUAUUUUGAACUCAUGCAGAACAUUUCCGCAGUUACCUCUUCUGCCAGCAGCCUGCUGUUGUAGAAAGUGCUAACAAGGAAGAGUGUUUCAGACCAGGAAUCAGAUUUUACAUGGAAGUAAAUCUUUUUUGUGUUCUUUUGUUACUGAUGCAGAGAUCACCAGCAUGUUGUUUGAAAAUAUACUGUCCCACUGUAGGUGUCUUUAUGCUAGUACUUUCAAGGAUGUCAUGUUUCCUUACUUUCUCUUGUGUCAUUGAGAGUAUUGCACAGAUCAGUGAAAUUACUGGUUUGCAGAGAGGCACAAUUCCAUGUGCAGCUCAAAAUCUUGUAAUGAUCAUAGAAAGCAAAAUCUGUUAGUCUCUGCAUUUUCUUUUUGAUGGGAUAAACCCCAACCUAGUGUCUGUAUCAAUAGCUAACUCCCAGAUCAACUCUUAAGUCACGUCCUUGUACAUAAAGAAUAUUGGGUGUGCAUGUUUGUGCUUUUUUUUUUUGCUCUUGUUUGGAUCCAGUUUUUGUUUGCCUUUCCCCUUUGGGACAAACCUUUUCUGUGGUAGUGUGUGUAAAUAUAUAAAUAUAAUCCAUACAUAAAGUGUGUGCUCGUGUUUUCAAAACUAUCAGGUGAUUUGACGUUUUGAUGUGAUUCUCUUUGAAUGGUUGUUACAGGCUACAGUGGCAUGGUCUUUAAUUGUAGCUUCGGUUAACAUAUCUGUGUUCAAAUAUGUUGCAAGUCUACAGGUAUCCAUGAAUUCCACCUGUACAGAAAGAAUUAUCGUAUGCAAAUCCCAAAUAAAGUCAAGGCCAAAAUCUCCUGACACUGGUUGGAAGUCACUUCAUGGGUUUGAUAUUAGUUGAUAAUUAUUUGAUAAUGGUAAGAGGUGUUUGAUUUGUAUGUUUGAAUGCAUACUCUCAAAACAUGCUUGAAUAUUCCUGUUCAGUAUUUGCCAUUUAUCUUCCUCCAACAGUAGGCUUAUGAAUGCAUAAUGAAGGCACAUCAGACUUAAAUAUAUUUAACAUAAUCAGAAAAAAGGUAUGCAUUUAAACAAAGAUGUGCAAUUGUUUGUUGUUUAUAUCUUACCUUGUUCAUAGCAGGUUUGUUGGUGUGCAUAUAUUUAUAUACAUGUAUACUUACAACACAUGUACAGGUGUUACUGUUUUGUUUCCUCCCUUGUAUGAGGCAAAAGUUGGUAAAAUCAGUUAAGUCAUCAACAUUAAUAUUUGAACAUUUCAAAAUUUUAGCGUGCAUUCUAAAAGAUUGUGUUGAAAAAUUAGACGGUAUGCUGAAAGGGGAGGAUUUCUAACCAGGUCGCUGUAGUCUACCUGUGAUUCUGUCAGUGUGUGAUCAAUCAUGGGUGUCAAGUCUGUGAAAAUAUUUUAGCACAUUUAAUAUUUUAUAAAAAAAUUGCAUAUUGAAGUUGCCUGUGCAGUUUGUUGUGCUUGUUUUAUUAGUUUUUCAGUGCUUGUGAUAAUCCAGUAGCAAACCUUAGCUUCAGUAAUAUUCCCAUUUUGAACCUGGUCAAGCAAAAGUGACUUCCUGUAAGGUGCCACGUGUUGAUACAUUACGAGCUAUAGCAUUACAUUGGCAUGGUGAUGGUCAAUGGCAGCUAGGUAUUCUGGGAUUGAUAACCAUAGUUCUGUUUCAAUGCGUCAGAAAAGAUUCUUUCAACAACCCCACUUGGAACCUGAAAGACCCUAGUAGUGCUGUUUUCUCUACGUCUACUGGUACUGUUUUAUACCUCUAUUUUCAAUACAAACAAAUGAUUACAGAGGAACUGCAGAAAUCAUGCACAUGGGGUUUCUGCCAAGAGUAUAUUUUUGUUGGAGAGUUGUUUCCGAUUGUUCAAGGUCAUUUUAUUACUGGUUAUUUCGGAGUGACUGGUUGGUGACGAGUAUACUAGUCUUUUCCCUCAACUCCACCCUAGCCCACAACCUUUCAGAAAAAAAUUAAAAUGCUGCUAGUUCUGUGUUGGUUUCUGUUUGUUGAUAGGAUUGUUUGUUCAUUUGUUUUCUUCUCAUGUUUCAUGUCCACUGGAUCAUAUGUUUGACUGUAAUGUGGAUCAGUUUGAAUAACAUGCUGUGUUGAGGACAAGCAUAUUGCUGGAUACAAUAAAAUUGGAUUUGUUUUGCCA
Messenger RNA from Pomacea canaliculata, 8966 nucleotides. RefSeq names its product poly(rC)-binding protein 3-like. The record is from RefSeq and is a predicted model, not a curated record. Gene Ontology annotation, biological process: regulation of gene expression; regulation of RNA metabolic process. The transcript has 13 exons. Bases 689 to 2122 code for a protein of 477 amino acids. Gene Ontology annotation, cellular component: nucleus; cytoplasm. Gene Ontology annotation, molecular function: mRNA binding. NCBI's taxonomy places the organism in Eukaryota, Metazoa, Mollusca, Gastropoda, Architaenioglossa, Ampullariidae.